Leptopilina heterotoma is the source of this 2342-nucleotide messenger RNA. RefSeq names its product spliceosome-associated protein CWC27 homolog. The coding region runs from base 501 to 2012 and encodes 503 amino acids. Gene Ontology annotation, molecular function: peptidyl-prolyl cis-trans isomerase activity. Gene Ontology annotation, biological process: protein folding; protein peptidyl-prolyl isomerization. The record is from RefSeq and is a predicted model, not a curated record. Lineage: Eukaryota; Metazoa; Arthropoda; Insecta; Hymenoptera; Figitidae. The transcript has 10 exons. Gene Ontology annotation, cellular component: catalytic step 2 spliceosome.
UGCUAGCGACAUAAACAAAUCAAAAGUUGAAAAUAAUAACAACUUAUUUUAUUUAUAAUAUUAUUAUUAUUAUUAUUAUAUAAAACGUUUAUUGGUUGAUAUUAAUAUUCUAUUAGUUUUCUAUACUAUUUACGUUUUUUCUCAUUUUGUUUGCAAUUUAGAGAUUGUUCGACCAUGGUUCGACCAUUGGAUAAAGCAUGUUUACAUACUUAAACAUAACCUCAAUUUAAGAGUUUUUAGAAAAUUGACAGAAAAUCAAGAAAAUAAUAACAGAAAAGAUUAUUAAUAAGGAAAUAUUCAAGAAUAACUAAGGGAUUAUUAUUGCCAUCACUAUAAGUAAUUGUUUUUAAAGGAAACAGGAGAUUAAUUCUAAAAUUAUAUAUAGUUAACAAAAUUAACAAGGACGAAGUGAUCAAUUGUUUAUGAAAAUAAACAAACGUUUUUAGAAUUAACAGGACUUCAGGUUUUUUCUGAGUCUUUGAAUCAAUAAAAAAAACAAAAUGAGUAAUAUUUAUAUUCAAGAACCACCCACUACGGGAAAAGUGAUGAUGAAGACUUCGAUUGGCGACAUUGACAUUGAAUUGUGGACAAAAGAAGCGCCAAAAGCGUGUCGAAAUUUUAUUAAAUUGUGCUACGAUAAUUACUAUAAUAAUACAAUUUUUCAUCGAAUUGUAAAAGAUUUUAUUGUCCAAGGUGGCGAUCCAUUAGGAACCGGAGAAGGAGGUGAAAGUAUUUAUGGACGUCCUUUUAAGGAUGAAUUUCACUCGAGAUUACGAUUUUGCCGUCGUGGUUUGGUUGCAAUGGCGAAUGCAGGAAAGGACGAUAAUGGAUCACAAUUUUUUUUCACUCUUUCCGCAACACCUGAAUUGCAAAAUAAACACACAAUUUUCGGUAAAGUCACAGGAGAGACUUUAUAUAAUGUUCUAAAAUUCGAGGAAUGUCUCAUUGAUAAAGAUGACAGGCCAGUUUAUCCUCCGAAAAUUUUGAAAACACAAGUUUUGACUAAUCCGUUUGAAGAUAUUGUGCCAAGUGAGACGACGAAGGAAAUUGACGAGGAGAAAGAGAGGGAGAAGGAGAAGAGGAAAAAGAAGAAGAAAGGAGUGAAGGAUUUUAAGCUUCUUUCAUUUGGCGAGGAAGCCGAGGAGGAUGAGGAGGAAUUUAAGGAAUUGAACAAGAAAUUCAGUGGGAAAAGUAAAUCGGCUCAUGACGUUUUGGAUGAUCCAAAACUAAGUUCAGAACCGGCUUUAGAACAAGCAAGUUCCUCAAGUAAAAAGCGAAAAAAUAGUGACAGCGACGAUGAAAGCAAUGAAGAAACGCCCGAAGAUCUUCAAAAACGACGGGAAAUGAGUGAGAGAGUAAUAGAAAAAUUAAAAAGCGGGAAAAAAGCGACCAGUUCGAAAAAAAUAAAAUCUGUCGACGAGGAAGAAAAUGAAGAAGAGGACGACGAAGAUAAAUAUUAUUUGGGAAAAGAUCACGCUGAUGAAAGAAAACGAAUGGCCGAAUCGAUAAAAAAGGAAAUUCGUGAUCUCAAACGUGGAAUUCAGAAGACAAAGAAGAGUGAGGAGGAAGCUGCGAAAAAAGAGAAGGAGGCUGCCGAGAGGGAGAAAGAAAUAAAUAGUGAAAAAGAGGAACGCGAGGAGAUAAAAAAGAAAUUAAGGGAGCAACAAAAGAAGAAUAAAGCGGAGAGAAAUGACGAUUUCAUAAUGCAAAAAUUGAAUAAAUUUCGAAACAAAAUACACGCGAUGAAAGAGCAAUGUGGCGUGGAUUCAGAAAAAUCGGAGGCAAAGCCAACAAAUGACAAUGACGACGAAGUGAUUGAUGAAACAAUUUUAGCACAUUCGCUUCAUUGCGAGGACAAAAAUCCCGUCUUGGCGAGAGACGCAAAUUUAAAAGACGACGAUUGGUUUGAAAUUUAUGAUCCAAGGAAUCCGAUUAAUAAACGACGACGAGGGGAAACAACGAGGAAGGGCGAGAACAGUGAUCGCGGCAAAAAUCGACCGCCACGAACAUAAAAGGUUGUACCUGCGACAAUGGAAUGGAAAAUGAGACCCGGAGCAGGUGUAAAACGUCGCACGUGAACGUAACUGAGACAAUCGAGUAAAUGCCCUUUUCGUGAUGCUGCAAAACAGAGUCGUCCGGCAGCAAAUAAUGUUCCAUUUGCCGAUCCAAACGUGCUCACUGCUACCGAGAGUGGCAUUAGCCACGCCAUAACACCGAGAAUUCGAUUUCCAAAUGUCUGAUGAGAAAGAAAAAUUAUUUUAUCAGUCAAUAGAACAAAUGAGAGAGAGAGUGAGUGAGAAAGAGAAAAACUAAUAAUAAAUUUCAUCAAUUGUAAGUGACAA